Messenger RNA from Paramecium sonneborni, 534 nucleotides. Lineage: Eukaryota; Ciliophora; Oligohymenophorea; Peniculida; Parameciidae. The record is from the annotation of a GenBank genome assembly.
AUGCUUCGGUCUGCUUUAUAUGAAAUAGCUCAUGAUUACAUUAUUCUAGGAGAAGAUAGUUUUUAGAAUCAAGAAAUUGAAAACUACAAACCUAAUCAAAUUCCACAAUCACCUAAAUCAGAAAACCUUGUGGAUCGAUUCUAAAAUUUUUCUAAUCUACUGCAGGCACAAAAAAAAAAGAAAUAAACAAGAAGAGCUUAAAUAUCUAUUGAUACUAACUUUAACACACUUUAAGGCUCUCCAGAAAAAAAUUAAAAUGUUGCUAACAGCAGCUCUAAACAUAAAUCUACCUAUUCAUCUCCUAAAAACUUUGUUUUUUAUGAUAGAUAAAUUCGUUGGUUGAAUUAAGUAAAAUAAGCUAUCAAAGUAAAGGAGGCUAUAUAAAAAUAGAGAUAAAGUGUAGAAUGUCCUUUUAAACCAAAGAAAUGUCUAACUUCUUUGCCUUAAACAACAAAAAACCAAUCAAAAAAACCUUAUAAAAUGAGGUAAGAUUCAUAUUCAACAAUUCAUUUUUUAAAACAGAAGUUUUAUUGA